Messenger RNA from Colossoma macropomum (tambaqui), 886 nucleotides. RefSeq names its product membrane-spanning 4-domains subfamily A member 4A-like. The coding region runs from base 107 to 781 and encodes 224 amino acids. The record is from RefSeq and is a predicted model, not a curated record. The transcript is spliced from 7 exons. Gene Ontology annotation, cellular component: membrane. NCBI's taxonomy places the organism in Eukaryota, Metazoa, Chordata, Actinopteri, Characiformes, Serrasalmidae.
UUUCUGUAGUUACUUUCCACACCAGCAGUGGUUUCCUGCAGAUGAAGAUCACUGAGCUAACAGUAACAGACUUCAUCAUCAGAUUUCAUACAGGUUUGUGUUCAGGAUGGCCUCCAGUUUUGUACCUGUUGAAAACACAAGAAAUGGCUUCACCAUCGUGACCCAAGUGGUACCAGGAGGAACAGAGCAAUCUGGCCUCGGGACUGGAGUCUCCACUGGAGGCCCAGUUAAAAAACUUCUGAAAGGAGAGCCGAAGGCACUGGGGACUGUCCAGAUAAUGAUCGGGAUCAUGACGUUCUUAUUUGGCAUUGUUAAAACGGUCUAUGUCCCAAGUGCGGGUGCCUAUAGUGGUGUCAUCUACUGGGGAUCAUGUAUUUAUAUCACCUCAGGUUCUUUGUCUGUUGCUGCAGGCAACAAAGCUAAUACCUGUGCGGUGAGAAGCUCUCUGGUGAUGAAUAUAAUCAGCGCCGUGGCUGCAGGAGUAACCAUGGCUCUGCUGUCCACUGACAUAGGCUUACAGCUAACUGAUAUAUAUUACAGCUGUUCAUACGGGUAUCAUUCAAGUUCAUACGGGUCUUCUUAUGGACAGAGCGAGCUGUGUGAAGCUGUGUGGGGUCAGUCAGGUGGAAUCAGUGGAGUGCUGCUGGUGUUCUCUCUGCUCGAGUUCAUCAUCUCCAUCUGCACUUCUGCGUUCGCCUGCAAAGCCAUCUGCUGCGCUGAAUCUCCGACCAUGAUUCACCUCAACAAUCCUGAAAGACGCCAUCUGGCUGUAAACGUUUAAAAUUUGAAAGAAAAUUUCAAAGGAGGAAACUAUUUUUCUGAACGAAUUCCUCUUAUGUUGUAAAUGUAUGUGUGUGAAGUUCUGAAGCUAUAUUUCUUAAGUCCU